GAACGGUGCCGUAUGGAGUGCGAAACGGGGAAAAUACCGGUUUUAGAUUGAUACAGAAAGCAUAGAGACGAUAGGUGAUAUUGGUGUUGUGAAGGAAAUCGAAAAUGGCCGGAAAGAUGAGCGACGCGAGCAGUAGCACAAUUGGUGGUGCGGAGAGAGGGGAAAGCGUUGUUUAUGACUGUGGAAGACGAAAAUCUUCUUGUGGCUACUGCAAAUCGGGUUCUCGUGGCAGCGUCACUCACGGUUUAUGGGCAGAUAAUCUUACUGUUGAUGACUACCAAGAUCUCCUUGAUCGUGGCUGGAGAAGAUCUGGCUGUUAUCUCUACAAACCUGAGAUGGAAAGGACAUGUUGCCCUUCUUAUACAAUUCGUUUGAAGGCAUCAGACUUUGUUCCAUCUAAAGAUCAAUUACGAGUGUUUAGACGGUUUCAAAGGUUUUUGGAUGGAGAGUUGGAACAAGAUAAUCCAGUGGAGAACACAGAAGCUUCAAGUGCUUCCAAGAACUGUAGCUAUGCACUUAAUGGAGAUUCUCACUCAGUAGAAAAUAACUCACUGUCCUUUAAAAAUAAAGAAAACGAGGAAGGCCGCUUUAUACUUCAUCUGUCUGAUCAGGUCGAUGACGCCAUAAGCUUAUGCUCCGAAAAAGGCGAUCUUCCCCGUAACAUACCGUUUCCAAGAGCGUCUGUCAAAAGGGUUUCCCAUGUAAAGAAGAAACUGCUGGUUCAAGGAUCAAAGGAUCUUGUAUACUCCUGCAAUGUUGCAUUCCAAUUGUCUGCUAGCAUAAGGCGUGCCCAAGUUGGUGAGAUGAAAGAUGAUAACUUAUCAUCAUCAGCGAGUAACACAGCAGAAACUGGGUUUGUUCCUAAAAUAAUAGCUGAAAAGUUGGUAAAUUACUUGAGCCAGAUUGAUGAACUAUCUGGUUUCUCAAUCAAAGCAUGCAAUGGACAUAUUAACUUUUAUUCUGAUAAAGGAGAAGCUUCCUUUUCCUCCCCUAAGGAUGCUGAAAGGGCCACCAUUUCUCAAGAAACUGCUAAAGCCAGAAGUAAAGAUUCCCAUAUGGAGAAGAACUCUAAAUUUUCUUCACAGAAGAAACGAAAAUUAGAGAUACGCCUGAAAAGGUCCAGUUUUGAUCCAGUAGAAUACGCUUUGUAUAGACGUUAUCAACUUCAUGUGCACAAUGAUACUCCAGAACGUAUAUCAGAAGCCUCAUACAGGAAUUUUUUAGUUGACACCCCCCUCAACUUUGUUCCCUCAACUGGUGAUGGUACAGUUCCUCCCUGCGGUUUUGGUUCUUUUCACCAGCAAUAUUUGAUUGAUGGAAAGUUAGUUGCAGUUGGUGUUGUAGACAUCCUUCCAAGAUGUUUAUCGAGUAAAUAUCUGUUCUGGGAUCCUGACUAUGCUUUCCUCUCUCUGGGCAAGUAUUCAGCCCUACAAGAAAUAAACUGGGUAAAACAAAAUCAAACAUAUUGUGCCAGUCUUCAAUAUUAUUAUCUUGGUUACUAUAUUCACAACUGUGGAAAGAUGAGAUACAAAGCAACAUAUUGCCCAUCGGAGCUUCUUUGUCCACUUCGUUACACGUGGGUUCCAUUUGAUGCUGCGAAGCCAUUGCUGGAUCAAAAGUCUUAUGUAGUCUUAUCAGAUUUUUCACUCCAAAAUAAGGAAUCAUUACCACUUCAGGAGGUGCCGAAUGAUAUGCAACUCAAACAAGAUGAUGAUUUCCUGGAAGAACCAAACGAUUCUAUUAUAGAUGAGGAUGAGGAUGAUGAAAUCACCGAGGCAUACUCCUAUAGUUCUGAUGACGAUUUGGACCCAGAAAGCAGUGGUCUGGCCUCCUCUGAAAAGGAAGAUGGAGAUGUCACAAAUAUAUUAAUGGACAUAGACGAUUCCCGUAUGAGAUAUAAGGUAUAUACUAUCAUUUUGUUCUUAAGAUUUCGUGCUGUGCUUCAAUCCUUCACCUGCAAGUUCAUGUUG
This is a messenger RNA of Cucurbita pepo subsp. pepo (vegetable marrow), 1970 nucleotides long. Lineage: Eukaryota; Viridiplantae; Streptophyta; Magnoliopsida; Cucurbitales; Cucurbitaceae. The record is from RefSeq and is a predicted model, not a curated record.